GUGGAAUAACCUGAAAUGUCCCGCACUUCCCUCUCUCUGUUUUCAAAAAAUUCACAACAUUCCUCUUGCUACGCCGCCGGCGCCAAACCUUCGAGACUCAACAAGAAAGCAUACGUAUUUCUUCUCGAGCGCUGCAGAUCGAUCAAUUCCCUCAAGCAAAUCCACUCCCAAGUCCUUGUCUCCGGCCUCGAUCAAAGUAGAGACAUCGUGAAUGAUCUUCUUGUCUUCCUCACCGAGCCCUCUUCAGGCGACCUUCACUAUGCCUUCAAGCUGUUUGAUUCUUUGCGCAAUCCAUACCUCUUUGUUUUCAACCUUAUGAUCAAGGCCCUCUCCAAGAAAGGCAACCAUAAAAAUUCUAUCUUUCUUUUUAGUCGAAUGAGGGAGGAGAGUUUGUCGCCUGAUAAUUUUACUUACCCCUUUGUUUUCAAGGCCUUUGGUUGUCUCCGUUUGGAUUCUGAUGGAAGGAAGACUCAUGGGCUUGUUUCAAAGAGUGGAUUUGAGUUUGAUCCUUUUGUUAGAAAUUCGAUGAUAGAUAUGUAUGCAGAACUGGGUAAUAUAAAAACUUCACGGCUACUGUUUGAUGAAAUGCCUCAGAGAGAUGUUGUUACAUGGAAUGUGCUGAUUGCUUCAUAUGUCAAGUGUAGAGAGUUUGAAAUGGCGAUUUCUGUUUUUAAGGAGAUGGAAAAGGUUGGCGUAAAGGCUGAUGAGGCGACUUUGGUUAGCUCAAUCUCAGCUUGUAUAGCUUUGAGAAAUUUGGAACAGGGAAUGAAGAUUCACAGUUACAUGAAAAAGGAGUAUCAAUUCAGUCUUCCUCUUGGUAAUGCAAUUUUAGAUAUGUAUGCAAAAUGCAGUAAUGUGGAUGCUGCAUUUGAUUUCUUCGAAAGCAUGCCCAUCAGAAAUGUGAUCACUUGGACUACCAUGGUUUCUGGUUAUGUGAAUGUUGGUCAGUUGGAUGAGGCUAAGAGGCUAUUUGACCGCAGUCCAAUAAAAGAUGUAGUUCUUUGGACUGCCAUGAUCAAUGGUUAUGUGCAGCAUAAUGAAUUUGAUGAAGCACUUGCUAUGUUCAGAGAAAUGCAGAUGAAAAAAAUUAAGCCUGAUAAGUUCACUAUAGUGGCUCUACUCACAUUAUGUGCUAAUGUGGGAGCUCUUGAUCAAGGGAAGUGGAUUCAUAGAUACAUUGCAGACAACAACAUGAGAAUUGACAAUGUUGUAAGCACAGCGCUAAUUGACAUGUAUGCCAAGUGUGGUUCUGUUGAGAAGUCUUUGGAAAUAUUUAGGGAAGCGAAAGAAAAGGAUAGAGUUACAUGGACAUCAAUGAUUUGUGGCCUCGCCUUAAAUGGGCAAACACAUGAAGCAAUUGAGCUCUUCUAUGAGAUGAAAGCAUUAGAAUUCAAACCAGAUGACAUCACUUUCAUUGGUGUUUUAAGUGCUUGUUGUCACGGAGGACUGGUAGAAGAAGGCCGUAGGCAUUUCUAUGAGAUGAAGGUGGUGCAUCGAAUUGAACCUAAAAUUGAACAUUAUGGUUGUUUGGUUGAUCUUCUUGGACGGGCUGGUCAUUUGGAUGAAGCUGAGCAGUUGAUAGAGAGCAUUUCAUAUGAGAACAAUGCAGAUGCAUUGCCUCUAUUGGGAGCUUUUCUUGGUGCUUGCAGAAUUCAUGGAAACAUAGAGAUUGGAAAAAGGCUAGCCAUGCAAUUUGUCAAGUAUGAGACAGUGAACUCUGGUCUUCACACACUUAUAGCUAAUAUCUAUGCAGCAGCUGAUAUGUGGGAGGAUGCGACCCAAGUGAGGAAGAAGAUUAAAAAUUUUGGUGCCAAGAAGAUACCAGGUUGCAGCUCCAUAGAAGUGAAUGGCCUUAUCAGUGAGUUCGUUGUUGAUGAUACUGAACAUAUUGCGACUGCUGAUAUAUUUGCAGUUUUAAAUGGUUUGAGCCGACUCAUGGAAAUGGAAGAGAUGGUUGGUUGUGUAAGUAGCAGAGUGGUGGAAACAAAUACAUGAUAUAGAGCACAUAUCAAAUCAUGAAAAUCCGACCAUUGCACGGGUUUUUAAAAGUGGGACUGGGGCAUGAAUCCUUAGAUCAGCAUUUGCAUUCUCCAGCUCAAAGUCUGAGACAUCUGGAUCAGAUAUAAAUUCAUGGUAUCAGAAGCUUAUAUUAACUUUGUCAUAUUCAUUUAAUGAUCGGCUAGUACAAAGCAAAUGAAGGAGGAAGCAGGUGUGGCAUUUAUGUUAUUGCUCAUCUUUUUUCCAGUUCGCAUUUACUGAACAGUAGGUCAACUUCUUUCGGUUCAACAACUUGACCUCGCCGAAGAGUCAUAUAUCCAAAGAAUGGCCUACAAAUCCGGAUAUACAAUUCAUGCAAUCGGCCUUUUUUGUAACUGAUUGUGUAGCACGCCAAAACCAAACCCAAACUUACAAAUGGUUGUGCCAUUUUUUGUAGCAAUAAUGAGGAAGCAGGACCUAAACCUAUGAGGUGCUUUUUGUGGUACUCAAAAGGAAGAAUGAUAACAUCUCGAUAAUCACUGCAAUCAAAAUGAAAAUCUCAGAGGACAAGUCCAUAGUGGCGACACCAAAUGGCCAUCGGGCUGUACAGGCCACUCCUACAAAUGAUCGUUGGUCAAAUAUUCCUCUUCAGUGUGUUCCACGUCAUCAACAUGUCAUUUUCGUGCAUCAUCGUGUCAAUUAUGUGUCAUAAGUGUGUUGCUGCUGUAUAUCUCUAUUACGUCACCAUCAUGUUUCUUUCAUGCUAUCUUCCAUA
Molecule: messenger RNA, 2752 nt
Organism: Phalaenopsis equestris
Lineage: Eukaryota; Viridiplantae; Streptophyta; Magnoliopsida; Asparagales; Orchidaceae
Product: pentatricopeptide repeat-containing protein At1g31430
Exons: 3
Coding region: 16-1995 (659 amino acids)
Biological process (GO): RNA modification
Molecular function (GO): protein binding; RNA binding
Source: RefSeq, a predicted model, not a curated record